CAAAAACUUCAACUUCUCUCUACCGAUCUCUCCCCUUCAGAAGUCCCCUUAAAUACCCUCCUUACUUCAAGAAACGAUUGCAGGAUACACCCACAAAUCUUUCAUGGCUUCUCUGGUGUUUUCCUUCCACAACCCUAAGUGCACUCACUCCUCCAUAGAUGAAACCCUGCCGCUCAAACGCACUCGUCACCGCGGCAACCUCGGCUUCAAAACCCGCCGUAUGCCUCUAAAGAACCAACCCUUUUCGCCGGGAAGGACUUCAGCGGAAAACUCGAGAACGCUCUCCAGACGCUCCUCUUCUCCUUCUUCGACCGCCAUAAGCAUACACGAGCUCGACGAGACCCAAGAGAACCUGGACGCUCACCACGAGGACGACCGGCCACUGAGCCAAGUUUGGCGAGAAGUGCAGGGUUGUGGCGACUGGGAAGGGCUUCUGGACCCCAUGAACUCCCACGUGCGGCGGGAGAUCAUCCGGUACGGCGAGUUCGCGCAGGCGUGCUACGACUCCUUCGACUUCGACCCCAACUCCAAGUACUGCGGGACGUGCAAGUAUCGAGGGUCUGAGUUCUUCGACAAGCUCGACAUGAGCCAGUUCGGCUAUCAGAUUAGCCGCUACUUGUACGCCACCUCCAACAUCAACCUCCCCAACUUCUUCCAGCACUCCAGGCUGAGCAAGGUGUGGAGCACGUACGCCAACUGGAUGGGGUACAUCGCCGUCUCCACUGACGAGGAGGAGAUCCGGCGUCUUGGGAGGCGCGACAUCGUCAUCGCGUGGCGGGGCACGGUGACCUAUCUCGAGUGGAUCUACGACCUCAAGGACAUCCUCCACCCGGCCCACUUCAAAGACGACCCGGCAAUCAAGAUCGAGGCCGGGUUCUAUGACUUGUACACCAAGAAAGAGAAGAGCUGUCAUUUCUGCUCCUUCUCCGCUCGCGAACAGAUCCUAGCGGAAGUCAAGAGGCUCCUAGAUUACUACCGAGACGAGGAGAUCAGCAUCACCAUCACCGGCCAUAGCCUCGGGGCCGCCCUGGCCAUAAUAAGCGCCUAUGACAUCGCCGAGAUGGGGGUCAAUGUGGUCGAUGACGGCGGCGAGAUGAAGAAAGUGCCGAUCACGGUGUAUUCCUUCGCCGGGCCUCGGGUCGGGAAUCUCAAGUUCAAAGAGCGGUGCGACGAGCUUGGGGUCAAGGUCCUUAGGGUUACGAACGUGCACGACAUGGUGCCGACUGUGCCCGGGAUAUUUGCGAACGAGAAGAUGCAAUUCCAGAAGUACUUGGAGGAGAACCUAUCUUUCCCAUGGAGUUACGCGCACGUCGGGGUCGAGCUCGCGUUGGAUCACGCGCACUCGCCGUUCUUGAAGCCGACCAACGACCCCAGUUGCUCGCACAACCUCGAGGCUCACCUCCACUUGGUGGACGGCUAUCACGGCAAGGAGCGUCGGUUCAGGCUGGUCACCAAGAGGGACAUCGCCCUAGUGAACAAGUGCUGCGACUUCCUGAAGGGCGAAUACGGGGUCCCCCCGUGCUGGCGGCAGGACGAGAACAAAGGGAUGGUGCGGACCGGCGACGGCCGGUGGGUGGUGCCGGAGCGGCCGGUGGACGCCCACCCUCCCGACACCGCGCGCCACCUCGCGCAGGUGCUGGGGGUCGCGAACCUGCCGUUGGAAGCCGCGUGACGAUGCACGGUUCGGCCCCCGUGGUUCGGUCGACGUCAUGUGGUGUUCGUGUACAGGCAUGCAAGAGCGCUGAAAAGUCUACAUUUGGUAAAAUUUUCAGGACCACCAUGCACAUGAUGGAAGUGGCAAAUUAUUGAGCCCCGUUUCUUUUCAGAUGGUUUUGACGCCGGCAAGGAAAAAUGAAUGAACGUUCCAUCAUCAACUA
This is a messenger RNA of Rhodamnia argentea, 1877 nucleotides long. RefSeq names its product phospholipase A1-Igamma3, chloroplastic. Gene Ontology annotation, molecular function: glycerophospholipase activity. Gene Ontology annotation, biological process: lipid metabolic process. The record is from RefSeq and is a predicted model, not a curated record. Lineage: Eukaryota; Viridiplantae; Streptophyta; Magnoliopsida; Myrtales; Myrtaceae. The transcript is spliced from 2 exons. The coding region runs from base 104 to 1672 and encodes 522 amino acids.